Messenger RNA from Xiphias gladius (swordfish), 4341 nucleotides. RefSeq names its product glucose-fructose oxidoreductase domain containing 2 (gene gfod2). NCBI's taxonomy places the organism in Eukaryota, Metazoa, Chordata, Actinopteri, Istiophoriformes, Xiphiidae. The record is from RefSeq and is a predicted model, not a curated record. The transcript is spliced from 3 exons. Gene Ontology annotation, molecular function: nucleotide binding. The coding region runs from base 350 to 1504 and encodes 384 amino acids.
UGACCCAUCUCCAGCGCCUUGUAGUAUCUCCGGCUCCCCCCACAGUCCUGCCGUUGCUGCCGAAGUUACCAUUAGCAACUGGGCAGCGCCCGGCUCAACACUCACCGCAGCUGCUGAUGUCCUGGUCAAUACAGUAGGUAGAUAACCUUACAUUUCACCACGGAUUGUCAUUUUAGCGCUUUUAAAGACGGUCGGACACAUUAACUUCAGAUAUUAACUCUGUAAGGUAAACUCUUCCAAAUUUUCAGACAUAAGUAAAGGCCUUGACAGACAAGCAGAUCAUAGGCUUUUGGGAUGUCAGUUAGGCUGGCCAUGGUUCACACGUAAGGUCACAGUGAGUGGCACUGCCAUGUUGCCAGGAGUUGGGGUGUUUGGCACAGGGAGCACAGCCCGGGUGCUGGUCCCGUUGUUGAAAGCUGAAGGCUUUGAGGUUCAUGCACUCUGGGGUCGAAGCGAGGAGGAAGCAUGCUGCUUGGCAAAGGAGCUUGGCAUCCCAUUUCACACCAGCCGAUCUGAUGACGUCCUGCUGCACCAAGAUGUCGAUCUUGUUUGCAUCUAUAUUCCACCCUCAAUGACGAGGCAGAUUGCUGUCAAAGCGCUGGGUAUAGGUAAGAAUGUUGUGUGUGAGAAAGCUGCAACUGCUGUGGAUUCAUUCAAGAUGGUGACUGCAGCCAGAUACUACCCCCAGCUGCUCAGCAUUAUGGGUAAUACCCUGCGCUUCCUGCCGGCUUUUGUUGCAAUGCGCCAGCUGCUGGUGGAGGGAUAUGUUGGCGAAAUGCAGGUGUGCGAUGUCCGAGUCUACGGCCCAAGCCUCCUGGACCAGUCGUACGGCUGGACCUGUGAGGAGCUGAUGGGAGGAGGUGGUCUACACACUGUCGGCUCUGCCAUCAUCGACCUUCUGAGUUACCUGACUGGUGCUCGAGCCCAUCGUGUACAUGGCUUACUGCGGACCUUUGUGCAACAAAACGGUUUGAUCCGAGGCAUCCGCCGCGUCACCAGCGACGACUUUUGUUUUUUCCAAAUGUUGAUGGGGGGAACUGGGUCUAGCUCUGGUGGUGUGUGUUGCACUGUGACCCUGAACUUCAACAUGCCAGGGUCAUUUGUGCACGAGGUCAUGGUAGUUGGAUCCACUGGACGGCUGGUUGCCAGAGGGACAGAACUGUAUGGGCAACGCAAUGGGAGUAAAGGUGAGGAGCUGUUGCUAGGCGACAGUGGAUGGGUGGGACCAGAGGUGAAAGAGAUGCCCUUGCCUCACCUGCGGGGGCUGAGCUCCAUGGUAAAGGCACUGAGACAGUCUUUUCAGGCUCACGAGGAGCGUAGGUCAUGGGCACGAGGACCAGUUGCCAUGGCACCAACAUUUGAGGAUGGCCUGUAUGUGCAGACGGUGGUCGAGGCGGUGAAACGGUCCAGCUGUAGUGGAGAAUGGGAGUGUGUUGAGAUCAUGAGCCAGGAGCCAGAUCCGAAUCACAACCUGUGUGAGGCUCUGCAGAGAAAUAAGAACUAAAUAUAUUUAUACACCCAGUGCAACUACUACAUGUCUGACAAAACUGGGCUCUGAAUGUUGCUCCUUUACUUCAGCUGCUUUGGCAGUUUUCAUUACACAUGACUACUCUGCAUUUUCACAUUCUUUCACAUUUUGAACAGAAUAUUUUAUUUUAGAGAAUAUAACUGUGUUGUGGAUGUUUGUACCAUCACAGUUGUUUGUACACUAAAUUGUCAUCCACAGCUCCAUUAUUCCGAUUCUCCACAGAAAAUAUUAUAAAAGCGCUAUAUUAAGUUUAAGUGUGCCAGUAUCUGCCAUGCCAAAAAGUAGACGCAGUCCCUAUUCUCACUGAAGCUGAAAGUCAUGGAGUCGUGACUGCAAAGUGUCACCUGUUAUUAAGACACCACACCUACGUCAAAUAUUGGCUGAGAGCAAAACUGCUUAGGACUCAAAUCAACAAGUGAAUGUCUGACCACAGCCUCUUUUUCCACUUCGAGGAGUUUGCCUGGAUACAUUAAUGUCAAAAGCAAAAUGCAUAAAGUCCAAAUAAGUACCUUAUCCUUGCAGUUGGACGACAAGAACACACGUGUUCCUCAAGUAUGCCGGAUUAUUUUUUUAAUAUUUCCCUUUUUUUUCUCUGAGUUUUUAGGUUUACAUUAUCAGAGCAGCGGCUGAAGUGUUUGCAAGAGUUGGAUGUUACCAUACUCCAUGAAAUGGUGGACUAGGCAUCGGCACUGUCAAUCCCAAAACGUCCACAAGCAUAUACAGAAUGUUUGGGUUCAGCACAGUUUGUCCAAGCUGUUAAUUCGGACAUUGUGAGGUUAAAAUCUUACAGUAGGUUUACAGUCCAACUAAGAUAACAUUUGGAUCUCUAUUGUAUAUAACAUUUAUAUAUUUAUGAAUAAUUUGGUUUUAAUGUAUUCCCAACACCAAUAGCACCUUGAUCUGAAUGGAAGUGUUUACCUCAGACAUAAAUGUGAUUAUCAAAGCAUGUUAAAGAUUUGUAUAACAAAAUACUUUCACUUGUUGCAGUGUGAUGAUUCUGUCUGAAUUUGAAUGAUUCUCCAGUGGAGAUCAACCUCUGUACAAUUCAGAAUAAGAAUAAUGGAGCUGUGUAUAUUUUUUUUUCCUAAAUGUGUGAUGAUAAGCAUAAAUUUAGAUUGUUGAAAAGAUUGCAAGAGGGGCUAGUAGGUUUUUUAUGUUAUGGCUUGCCGUGGCAAACAGAAGAUACCAGGGAUUGAGUAAAAUAAGCUAUAUAGAGAACAGAAUAAUAAAAAGUCUGAUUUGUAGCAUUGACCCUCAAAAUGCCCAUAUCUUAAAGUGGUACUUCAUUAUAAAUUGAUCUUUUGAGUAUCACUCACACCCUAUAAGCUAGAAAAGAGGCUAUAAAAAAUUUGUAGUUUCCUACUUGUUAAACUAGAUUUCAGUAGUGACAUGUUUUCAUGGUAUCAAAACCAUCUAAACCCCUCAAACCACACCUGUCUCAUCUCAGUAUUUUCAGUCAUAAUUUCAUCAAAAUACCACUUCCAAAUAAAUACAUUACUUCAAGAAGCUUCAAGGAGAGUGAUAGUGCAACAAAGAUUCCUUGUGUCCUAGUAAUAUUUUGGUUCGAUGUUUACUGUUUGGAACAAACAGAACAUAUGUAAGGACAGGGUUCGGAAUGACCCCACCACCACCAGAGGGUUUAAUAGGAUUGUUUGGUCCAUGUUUUCCACUGUCAAAGCUUGUCAUCAAUGGUCAACUAUUUAACCACUGAAACUGACUGUGAAAGAGGAAACUACCAACUUUCAACAGCUCCCUGUCAAGCUUACACAGAGGACAGAUUAUAGGUGGAGUAACACGUUAAAUCUUUUUACAUUAGCAGAAACAGGCUUGUCCUAGAAAGAGACCUUUUAUUGAUAAACUGUCAAAGUUUUAGAUUCAAAGACUGAGUUUAAACUGUGUGUAAAAACUUCGUUUACAUGUGUUAACCAUUGAAGUAAUUUUAUAUGUUUUUACAUGAUUUUGUUUCAUGCAAUCCAUGCAUUAAAAAGUUAUUACAGAUGUUUGAAUCCAGAGGUCGGGGCCAUCACCCUUACACCAGUCAUCCUGAAACCUUGCUGAUCCUUUCAUUGAGUAGAACCACUGGAUUUGAUGUGCGUGAGAGUAGAAAUGUGUGCCUCUGAAGCGUUCAGACAAAGAGGCAGAAGUGUUAAACAGUUUACGGUUGAUGUAGUCACUCGCUGCAUCUAAGUUCUGCUGAAUAUCCUAAAAAGAAAGAUGGGGUGUACUGGUUUGAUUUGAUUGGUCUGCCCCCUUCUUAGAACCACGCAGGAUUUGCAAAUAAGGACACAUACACGUUACACGCUUACCUCACGCUAUCCCAACAGUGCUUUACAAAAACCUUAAAUCAAGUUUACAUUAAGUGUCUCUAACACAUUUGCCUGCAGGAUGCUCCAUAACCCACCACUAUUAAAAUACAUUCCAACCAAUUUUUCACCGUCUCGUCAACACAUGUUCUUGUUUUGUUUUUUUGCACUGAUAACUGAUAAAAUGCCACCUAUUUAAAAUGCAGUGUAAUGCUUGUACCAGACAGUUCACUGCAAAAAUGAAUUUAACAUUUGUCUGUUUAAGGAAGACUUUUUGUAUUUAUUUAUGUCUUGGUGUGGAAAAAGUUUCCCUGCAUUCAUUCUGUUCAGUGUUUGUGUUUUCAGCCUGUGAAUUUCUGUUUAAAGCUGUAAUAUUUAUCAUCUUUAGCUUUAGUGUUGUUUUAAUUGAUAAAUAAGGCUUUUUGAGCACAAUGUGUUGCAUUUAAGUCGGGAAACUGUACUGUUAAUCUGCCUGACAGAUAUUUCCUUUAAUAAAUACAGUUGUCUUCA